GUGCUGGGGGGGGCUGCUGAGCGGGGGGGGGCGCGGGGGUCCUGGGGGGCGUCAUCAGUGCCAUCAGCGAAGCGGCUGCCCAGUAUAACCCUGAGCCCCCACCCCCCCGCACCCACAUCUCCACGGUGGAUGCCAAUGAGAGUGAGGAGGUGCGGCAGUUCCGGCGGCUCUUCGCCCAGCUCACUGGGGAGGACAUGGAGGCGAGUCCCACCGAGCUCAUGAACAUCCUCAACAAAGUCGUCACCCGCCAUCCCGACCUGAAAACGGACGGCUUCGGCCUCGACACCUGCCGCAGCAUGGUGGCCGUGAUGGAUAGUGACACAACGGGGAAACUUGGCUUUGAGGAGUUCAAGUACCUGUGGAACAACAUCAAGAAGUGGCAGUGCAUCUACAAGCAGUUCGACACUGACCGCUCGGGGACUAUCAGGGUGCAGGAGCUGCUGGGGGCCUUCGAGGCCACAGGUUUCCGGCUGCCCCCCCUGCUUUGGGGGGUCCUGGGCCGUCGCUAUGGCGACGAGGGGGGGAACCUCGAUUUCGACAACUUCAUCAGCUGCCUUGUGCGCCUCGACGCCAUGUUCCGUACCUUCAAGUCACUACACCGGGAUGGGAGCGGGCAGAUCCACGUCAGCCUCCAGGAGUGGCUGCAGCUCACCAUGUACUCCUGAGGCACCCACGCUUGGGGGGGAGCACCUGGGACCUGCCCACACCCCCUGCACCCCACUGGUAAACCCCCCCCCCCGACUGUGCCAUGGGGGGGCCCAGC
This is a messenger RNA of Aquila chrysaetos chrysaetos, 763 nucleotides long. RefSeq names its product calpain small subunit 1 (gene CAPNS1). NCBI's taxonomy places the organism in Eukaryota, Metazoa, Chordata, Aves, Accipitriformes, Accipitridae. Bases 195 to 665 code for a protein of 156 amino acids. Gene Ontology annotation, molecular function: calcium ion binding. The transcript is spliced from 10 exons. The record is from RefSeq and is a predicted model, not a curated record.